Molecule: messenger RNA, 2599 nt
Organism: Carassius auratus (goldfish)
Lineage: Eukaryota; Metazoa; Chordata; Actinopteri; Cypriniformes; Cyprinidae
Product: forkhead box protein J2-like
Exons: 10
Coding region: 299-1864 (521 amino acids)
Biological process (GO): regulation of transcription by RNA polymerase II
Cellular component (GO): nucleus
Molecular function (GO): RNA polymerase II cis-regulatory region sequence-specific DNA binding; DNA-binding transcription factor activity, RNA polymerase II-specific
Source: RefSeq, a predicted model, not a curated record
GGGUGGAGUGUGUGACGCUCAACGCAGUCAGAAAGGGAGGAGGAAAUAGAAAGAAAGGGAAGAACUUUUUCCGACUAUUUUUUUCUUCUUCUUCCAGAAAUUUAAUACAAAACGUGUUAACUUAGACGCUUCAGGUAGCGAAUGAAUUCAGCGAUAAACAUUAGACAACAAUGAAGAAGGAUAAAUGAGCAUUUACUGAGAUCCCUCAGAUGCCACUGAGCAACAGAUGCCAGCAUGAAAAAUGAACACAGAGUGAAGCCUGUGGCCUUUUGACAGAACAGAGAUAUCCCCCUUCAGCAUGACUUCUGAACUGGACUCUAGCUUGACCAGCAUUGACUGGCUUCCUCAGCUUGGAAUCAGCACUUUGCGAUCAGGCAAAGAAAGAGUGGAGCGAAAGAAAGAACGAGGAAGAGAGAAGGACAUCCCUCCCAUACCUACACCGUCCCCUGGAACUAAUUCCAAAGUGAAACCCCCUCACAGCUACGCCACUCUGAUAGCCAUGGCGAUAAGUUCUGCUCCGGAAAUGAAGCUGAGUUUGAAUGAUAUUUACACCUGGAUCAGCGACACAUUUCCUUAUUACAGCAGAGCAGGAAGAGGAUGGAAGAACUCAAUUCGACACAAUUUGUCCCUCAAUAAAUGUUUCCGGAAGGUUCCUCGACCACAGAGCGAUCCUGGGAAGGGGUCAUACUGGACGAUGGAUGUACCUGACUCAACUCAACCCAGAGGAGUCAAACGUCCUUAUCCUAAAGAGGAGGAUGCUGCAUCCUCCGAGGCCCAAGUGCCUGUCAGUCAAGCAGAGCUCCUCCCACCUCAGCCAGACACCAAAAGCACGUUCUCUCCCCCUCCUUGCAAGCAGCGUCCAAGCAUCCCAACAGCUACCUCUCUUCCUUCAAACCCUCAUGCUGAUCCAACUCUCAGAUUCUCCUUUGCUGAUUUGAACCUACCGGAUCUGUACAAUUCCUUCCAGUCUCUCUGUCGCUCUGUGAAAGAUAGAGUCACCUCACAAUUGGAUGUUCCCAAUUUACUUGGACUUCCCCAUGACAGUACACCGCUCCAUACACCAACCCUGCCUCCUCUCUCCCCCUGCCCCUGUCCCUUUCCAAACCCUAGUAUUAACCAAUUUACCAACCCUAACCCUGCCCUUAACCUAAACCUGAAUAGCAACGGCAACUUCAACCCAAAUACACCCAAUACUAACUCUGGUUUUAUCCACAACCUACACCCAAACCAGAACUCUAACAUUCAUCCAAUCUCCAACACUGAGCCUGACAAGCUGCUACACAGUAACGUUGUUCCUGCAGAUUGGUUCAGUAAUGCUGACUCUUUGAGAGAGAGUUUCAGAAUUGCUAGCAGUCUGGACUGGGCUAACAUUGAUCUCACCAGUCACCCUGACCUGGUAGAGAGCAUGCGUCAGGCCGAGCUCUGUGACUGGGCGUUAGAUUCGACGCUCUUCACCUCGCUAUGUGAUUCACUCAACCGAUUCUUCACUCAGAAGGGUCUCAUUAGCUCAUCUUCUGGUGGUCCCUCGUCUUUUGGACAAAUGGCCCCACCUCCUAUCAAUAUACCGCCCACUAACCUUCCCAGCCUGGCUAGUUUAACUCAACCUUCUCCACUCAUCUACUCCUCCCAACUCCCUCCAGGUACUGGUGAACUUCCCAUCCAAAGUCCCAGGAGAACCCUGAUCCCUCACACCCAGAACCAGACAGCACAGAGAUCCCAGGGGCUGCAGCCCACCAUGAGCCAGCCACUGACUCCUAAUGCACUUCAAACUCAACCACUUACCCCAACAGGACGUCCACACUUCAAGAAAGUCAACAGUGAGGAAAUCCAGGAUGAUUUUGAUUGGGAUUCAUUGAUUGAAUAAUUUUGUUUGCAGAUAUACAUAUAAAUACAGAGUAAAGAAGCCAUGAGCCAGUUACUGAGGCAAGAGUAUCUGUCAAAAAGGAGGUGAGGCUAGCCCAUUCAUCCUGUUUCACUUGAAUGUGGAACAAAAGCAGCACAAUUGUAAUAAUGUUCAUCAUUCAGCUGUUUGUUUCCUUCCAGUUCAGUUCUGCCUUAUGAUAGAUAUGGCACAAUGGUGCUGCUAAAGUCAACUGCAUGUUGAAGUUCUAGAGACAAAUGAUGAUAACCCGUACCAAAUUUGUCAGGUCAACAAAGACUUACAAUUCAAAAUAUUUAGCAGUUUUUUUCUCCUGAACUUCUCCACACCUUUAAUGUUGGGUAGUUUCAAUCCAUGCCAGGCUGCUUUUUACGUCAGUGUAUUACAAUGUAAAUACCAUUAGCAUUUCCAAGCUUUAGCCAGUUGACAGUGGCUGUUUUUGCUGAAUGUUGAUACAGGCUUUCCUGACACUUUAGUCAGUUCAAUAGUUAUUGAAAGUCAAAGAAAUAUCUUAAAUUGCACUUUUUCAACAAAUUGCAUGUACACUAACAAUUUGUGAUUGAAAAAAAUGCAGUUUAUCAGUACAUAUGGGUGUAUUUUGACUGAAAUCAAUUAUGACAUUUAUUGCUUAAUAUUAUUACACUUUGUCACAUGGCAAAUCCCCUUAGGGAGCUAAUGUCUGUCUUCAGUUACACAAAAAAUAAAAUAAAAUGAAAUGUC